AUGUCGCAUUAUUCUCUACGCUGGAACAAUCAUCAGAGCCAUAUACUACAGGCCUUCGAGGCGCUGCUGCAUUCGGAGGUGCUCGUCGACGUGACCCUUGUGUGUGCCGAGAGUAGCCUCAGGGCGCACAAGGUCGUCCUCAGUGCCUGCAGUCCCUUCUUCCGGAGGAUAUUCGCGGAACACCCGUGCAAGCAUCCGGUGAUCGUGCUGAAGGACUUCACCGGUCACGACGUGGCCGCUCUGAUCGACUUCAUGUAUCGCGGUGAGGUGCGGGUCGGCCACGAGGAGCUGCCGGGGCUGAUACGGGCCGCGGAGAGUCUGCAGGUGCGGGGUCUGUCGGAUCCCAUACUGACCCCGGCGGACCCGAUAUUGGCAUCGGCGGAUCCCAGGAUGUCGUCGCCGCCGGAGACGCCGAGCCUCUUGGGCGAGCCGCCGACGCCGGAGGGCGCCCGACAGGACAGCCCGGAGGAGGACGACAACGCCUCGGAGAACACGCCGAAGGAGCUCGCGGCGGUGGCGGCGGCGACGACGGCGGCGCUGCCCAACCCGACGACGACGACGACCUUCCAUUCGACGAGGGACCAUCGCGACAGCAGGAUACCGCUUAAGCUGAGCUACCAGACGAUACGCGAGAUAUGCGGCUCGUCGCUGAUGCCGCGGCGGAAACAAGCGCGGCCGCGCCGGCGGUCGGGCGAGCUCGUGCAGACGGUGCCGCAGGAUCUCAGCAGAAACCACACGCAGAAUUCGAGCCCGUCGCCGGGUUGCCUCAACCUCAGCGCUAGUCAGCAGCACCAGCAGGCCCAGCAGGAGCAACCCCAGCAGCCUCAAUUCCACCAGCAGCAACCCUCCGGCAACGCGCAGACCCACCACCACCAGCAUCAACAGCGACAUCAAGAGGACAUUGCGGAGAAUCUGUCGAUGAAGAGGUCCGCCUCACCGAGCGGGCUGGACCGGCACCGGAAAACCAUGAAGACGGAGGGUAGCGAGACCGCGAGCAGUCCCCGCUGCUCGCCGCUCACCGGGUCGAACCUCCUCCACCCGGACGGUCCCAUCCAGGACGUCUCAACGGCGGCGGCGGUGGUGGCGGCGGCGGCCUCGGUCGCGGGUCUGCCGCCGAUAUCGACGUUGUCGCUGACGUCGCCGCAUCAUCACAGCGAGUACCUGACUAGCCUCGGCCAGUUGGCCGCUCAGUGGCUACCCGGACAUCCGCAGGGUCAGUUACCGCCUCCUCCGCCGCCGAGCCACCUCGCGCGAGAGGGCAGCCCGCACGUGUCGGUGAGGAGCCACCCGUUCCAGCAGCAGCAGCAGCAACGGCAGGACUCGCCGUUGCCGCCACGCCGGAGUUCCGUCGCGGCGAUGUUCCCGACGUUGGACGGCGUGCCGGGUCUCGGGGCCGGCCUCUUCCCGCACGCGAGCAGCCUCGAGAGAGGCGGCAGCCUGCUCGCGGACCUCCACGCGGACUUCAAGGCUUCGGAGGCGCUGCACGGCCUCUUCGGCGCCGGCGGGCUCAGCGCCCAUCACUCGCCGCUGAGCAACAAGAAGCCGAAGAAGUACCGGGGUAACGGCGACACGCCGCGCCGAUGGAGCGACCCGACCGCUCGCGGCCUGCCGAUGGACAGGCCGAAGGGCCAGCACAGCGCGCCGCGAGGCGGCCCGCCCAGGUCUUGGACGAACGCCGAGCUGACCGAGGCGCUCCAGCAAGUCUGGAACAAGAAGAUGACGACGUCGCAGGCCAGCCGGAUAUUCGGCAUACCGUACAACAGCCUGCUGAUGUACGUGCGCGGCAAGUACGGCAAGAGUCUGAAGCUCGAGCAGCUGCGCAGGGACUGCACCGGGUCCGGCACCAGCAACCCCGAGUACAUGAACGCGGUGAACAACAAUGUCAAGGCCGUCCAGCAGAGCGCCCAGCUCGGGCACGGGCUGGCCGCGUUGCCGCCGACCCACCCGGCGGACGACGCCGCCAGCUUCCACCAUCACACCCUGCUGGGCGGCAACCUGCCGCAGGGUUUCUACCCCGACUUCGCCGCCGGGUCCUUCCCGAUGCCGGUGAACAUGGUGCACCUGCUGCCCCCGAGCGAGCAGAAGGGCUUCGACUCGUCCGGGAAUCCUGGCUGUGGAAGCGGCGGUGUUGGUGCUGCCGGUGCUGGUGGAGGAGGCAGCAGCAGCGGCGGAGGCGGCAGCAGCGGCAACAGCGCCGGCGACAUCGCGACCUCGCAGAGCAGCCGGACGCCCUCGCCGCUGCAGGACGACGAGCAGCAGCAGCAGCAGCAUCAUCCUCAUCACCACCAUCAUCACCACGAGUCGUCGCUCCAGUCACAGUCGGCGCCCGCGCUGCUGCAGCACAACGGUUCGGACUAG
Molecule: messenger RNA, 2358 nt
Organism: Dinoponera quadriceps
Lineage: Eukaryota; Metazoa; Arthropoda; Insecta; Hymenoptera; Formicidae
Gene: lov
Product: protein jim lovell
Exons: 2
Coding region: 1-2358 (785 amino acids)
Biological process (GO): regulation of transcription by RNA polymerase II
Cellular component (GO): nucleus
Molecular function (GO): protein binding; DNA binding
Source: RefSeq, a predicted model, not a curated record